Messenger RNA from Adelges cooleyi (spruce gall adelgid), 2459 nucleotides. RefSeq names its product splicing factor 3B subunit 2 (gene Sf3b2). NCBI's taxonomy places the organism in Eukaryota, Metazoa, Arthropoda, Insecta, Hemiptera, Adelgidae. The record is from RefSeq and is a predicted model, not a curated record. Gene Ontology annotation, biological process: mRNA splicing, via spliceosome. Gene Ontology annotation, cellular component: U2-type spliceosomal complex; precatalytic spliceosome; nucleus. The transcript has 2 exons. Bases 278 to 2254 code for a protein of 658 amino acids.
UCAAUUAUUAGUUAUUACUUAUUACUCAUCAAGAUUUUAGUAGGCAAAUCAAAGGUACUAGUUUUGAUUUAAGUCUUUCUAUAAAUUGAUUUGUACACUUUUAAUAACUAUAAUUUGAUAUUUAUUGAGUUGAAAAAAAUUGGUGUAUUUCUAUAGAAUUGACAACGCCGGCUUAAUUCCUAUACGUCUUCAGCAAACCUAAAAAAUGAUGUUACAGUUGUGACUGAUAGCAAACUAUUUUUGAGUUCAUAAGGUUAUUUGGAUAAUAACCUCCGUAAUGCUUGAACCAGAAAAUCAUGAGGAUGGUAUAUUAAACCCACCUGGUGAAGAGGUAACCCUUCCUCCAGCUCUUGAGCAAGCUUUGAAUUUUAAAGAAGUGAGAGCUAAAGAAGUUGGAACCAGUGAUGAACAGGCUGAAUUUAUACCUGAAAAUGGUGUUGAAAACUUGCAGAAUAUAGUUGAAAAUGAUGAUGAUGAUGAUGAUGAUGAUGACGACGAAGAUGAAGAAGAACAACAAAUGGUUAAAUUGUCAUCAAAAGAUCGCAAAGUAGCUAAAAGAAGAAAGAAAAAGUAUAAGAAAAAAAAGAAGAAACAGUUGAAAAAUGAACAAAAAGAUAAGGAUACGGCUUCAUCAUCAUCAGACAAGGAGAACAAAGCUCAGCCUUUGGAUAUUGAAGUGGAAUAUAUACAGGAAACUUUAAGCGUUUUUAAUCUUGUACCUAUGUACAGACAGUAUGCUAAAGUAUUUGAAAAUUUUAAAAUUCCAGAACCAGAAAAAAAACCUAUAGACCAAGUUGGUACCCAGGAAGCUGCAGUACCUAAUUUAGACUUAAAAAAAGUACCUAAACUUCUUGAACAAGAAGAUGAUGAUGAUGACGAUGAUGAUAAAAAUAAAGAUGGAGAACAACAACCAAAAGGUCCAGAUAAGUUGUCGAGAAGACAAUUUAAAAAAGUAACACGUUUAAGUGUGGCUGAACUUAAACAACUAGUAGCACGACCAGAUGUUGUCGAAAUGCAUGACGUAACCGCGAGAGACCCUCAUCUUUUGAUACAGUUAAAAGCACACCGUAAUACAGUGCCUGUGCCACGCCAUUGGUGCUUCAAGCGGAAGUACUUACAAGGUAAACGAGGUAUUGAAAAACCUCCAUUUGAUUUGCCAGAUUUUAUUAAACGUACUGGUAUCAUGGAAAUGAGAGCUGCUCAUCAAGAAAAAGAAGACGAGAAGUCUUUAAAAAAUAAAAUGAGGGAAAGAGUUCGGCCUAAAAUGGGAAAAAUUGAUAUAGAUUAUAAAAAAUUACACGAUGCAUUCUUUAAAUUACAAACAAAGCCGAGAUUAUCUUUACAUGGGGAUUUAUAUUAUGAAGGUAAAGAAUAUGAGACUAAACUCAGAGAAAAGAAACCGGGAGAUUUGAGUGCUGAACUACGAACAGCUUUAGGUAUGCCAGUGGGCCAUAAUGCUCAAAAAGUUCCUCCGCCGUGGCUUAUUGCAAUGCAGCGGUAUGGGCCACCUCCUUCUUAUCCGGCACUCAAAAUACCAGGUCUAAACGCUCCAAUUCCGGAAGGGUGUUCUUUUGGCUAUCAUGCUGGUGGUUGGGGUAAACCUCCUGUUGACGAACGAGGUCGACCACUUUAUGGAAACGUAUUUGGUACCCCAUCUGAUUAUGACGAAUCCCUCGUUGCUGAAGAGCAAAUUGAUAAAUCUAUGUGGGGAGAACCAGAUUCAGAAUCUGAUGCAGAAGAAAGUGAAGAAGAGGAAGAGGAAGAAGAGGUAAAGGAAGCUGAAGAGGUAGCUAUUGAUGCAAGUGGUAUUGCUACUCCAGUUGCCGAAGGCUUGGCAACACCUUCUGGUAUUAUGUCUGGAUUGCCGAGUGGUUAUGAAACCCCUGAAUACAUUGAGCUAAGAAAACGAAAGAUUGAAUCUGAAAUGGAAACUAGUGAACAACAACCACUUUAUCAUGUUUUACCUGAAAAAAAGGUGGAUACAGUUCGUGGCUCAAUGAUGGCAUCCACUCAUAUGUACGACAUUCCUACUACUGUUACGAAUAAGCCUGGUGAGGUUGAAGUCAGUUUAGACCCAUCCGAGUUGGAAUUGGCCGGCGAUGUUGAAGCUAUGGCUGCAAGAUAUGAGCAAAGGAUGAAAGAUCAACAAGGCAGUGAAGACGAUGGAACAGAAUCGGAAAAGAAGAAAGGUCAAAAACGAAAAGUGGCACAAGAGGCCAAAACUAGCAAAAAAUAUAAGGACUUUAAAUUUUAAGAGGAUAAAAAUAAAGAUUGUAUUUUACAUUAUUAAAGAUUAAAAUUACAUAUUUAUUUUGAUUUCAACGUUUUGUAAAAAUACCAUUAACAGAGAAGCUAAAUAUUUACCAAUAGUUAAUACUAAAAUAAUAAUAAUAAAUUAUUUGAUUAUUAUUUUUGAAAAUGAUAACUUCUUGAAGAAUAUACAUGCACUGAAAAACUUA